GUGCAGAUCUUGAGGAUGACCCAUCUUGUUCUUGGCCAGCGUCAUCUCCCUCUAGUAAAGACCAGACUUCUCCAGGACACUGCGAGGACUAUGAGUUUGGAGAAGAGGAAGGAGGCCCUGGUCUGCCGUACCCGUGCCAGUUCUGUGACAAGUCUUUCAGCCGCUUAAGCUUCCUCAAGCGCCACGAACAGAGUCACGGCGAUAAGCUCCCUUUCAGUUGCACGUUUUGCAGUCGCCUAUUUAAACAUAAGCGAAGCAGAGAUCGACACGUGAAGCUACACACUGGUGAUAAGAAGUACCAUUGUGGAGAGUGUGACUCCGCCUUCUCCCGCAGCGAUCACCUCAAAAUCCACAUGAAAACCCACGCCUCCAACAAACCCCACAAGUGCCCUGUGUGCCGUCGAGGCUUCCUCUCCUCCAGCUCCCUCCACGGCCACAUGCAAGUACAUGAAAGGGGCAAAGACAGUGGCAGCACAGGCUUUAAUAGAGCUGACGAAUGGAAGCUAAAGGAAACUCGGAAGUGCAGUCGGUGUGAGGAAGGUUUUGACGUCCCAGAAGAGCURCAGCGGCACAUCGCCGAGUGUCACCCUGAAUGUUCUCCGUCCGAGGAUGGAGGCCUUGGGGCCACCCUGCAGUGCAUCUACUGCCACGAGCCCUUCAGUGAUGAGGGCACCCUGCUGACCCACAUUGACCAGGCCCACAGCCGGGACAGGAAGGGCCACACUUGUACCAUCUGCUCUGAGCACUUUUUGUCUGUAGAGGACCUCUAUUCUCAUAUGGACAUUCACCAGCUCCCAGAAUCCAGUAAUCAUAGCAACAGCCCUUCCUUGCUCACUGUGGGCUACACUUCUGUCUCGAGCACCACUCCUGAUUCCAAUCUUUCUGUUGACAGCUCUACGAUGGUGGAGGCAGCAGCGCCUGUGGCCAAGACAAGAGGAAGGAGAAAGAGAGCUUCUCAGAACACAUCUGAGUUGGGAGGGAGAUCCUCAAAGCAGCCUAAAAUCUCCUACAGUUGCAUUUACUGCAAUAAGCAAGUAUUCUCGAGCUUGGCUGUACUUCAGAUUCACCUACGAACCAUGCAUYUGGACAAGCCAGAGCAAGCUCAUACUUGCCAAUUUUGCUUGGAGGUUCUACCCUCGCUGUUAAACCUAAACGAACAUCUUAAACAGGUCCACAAUGCAGAAGACCAUGCUGCCCUGUUAGCCAGCCUGCCCGAUGCCCUCCUUCAGUGUAACUUUUGCCCUGAGGUGUUAUGUGACUUAAAUGCCCUCCAGGAGCACAUCCGUUGCUCCCAUGGUUUUCCCAGUCCCGUUGCCAAGGAGAGUAAUGCCUUCUUUUGCCCUCAAUGCUUCAUGGGGUUUUUGACUGAGGCUACAUUAGAGGAGCAUGUUCGUCAGACACACUGUGAUGGAGGAAGCCUGCGAUUUGACUCGCCCUUGGCUGUAACUCCCAAGGAGCCUAUAGUAGAGGUUUACUCCUGUUCAUAUUGCACCAACUCACCCAUAUUUAACAGUGUUUUGAAACUCAACAAGCACAUUAAGGAGAAUCACAAGAACAUUCCCCUGGCUCUGAACUACAUCAACAAUGGAAAGAAAUCUUUGCGCACUCUCAGCCCCUCUUCACCAAUAUCUGUGGAACAAACUGCCAUGUUAAAACAAGGCAGCUCUGCCUCACGCACAGCCAGUGAGUUCAUAUGUAACCAAUGUGGUGCCAAGUACACAAGUUUAGACCUUUUCCAGACUCACCUCAAAACUCAUUUGGAUGGUCUACAGCCUCAGCUCACUUGCCCCCAGUGUAACAAAGAGUUCCCCAACCAAGAAUCCUUACUGAAGCAUGUGACAAUUCACUUCACGAUUACCUCCACGUAUUACAUUUGUGAAAGCUGUGACAAGCAGUUCACUUCAGUGGAUGACCUGCAGAAGCACCUCCUUGACAUGCAUACGUUUGUGUUUUUUCGCUGCACUCUGUGCCAGGAAGUCUUUGACUCAAAGGUGUCUACUCAACUUCACCUGGCUGUGAAGCACAGCAAUGAGAAGAAGGUGUAUCGUUGCACCUCCUGCAACUGGGACUUCCGACACGAGACUGACCUACAGUUGCACGUUAAACACAGCCAUYUGGAGAAUCAAGGCSGUGCUCACCGAUGUAUUUUUUGUGGAGAGUCCUUUGGCACGGAGGUGGAGCUCCAGUGCCACAUUACCACCCACAGCAAGAAGUACAACUGUCGUUUCUGCAGUAAAGCCUUCCAUGCCAUUGUCCUUUUAGAGAAGCAUUUAAGGGAGAAACACUGUGUGUUUGAAGGAAAGACCCCAAAUUGUGGCACUAAUGGCUCUGCCGUAAGUGGUGGGGAUGGUCAGCCUAAAGAAGACGUUGAAAUCCAAGGUCUCUUAACUAACAGCCACGGUCCAGGAGCAGGUGGAGGAUCUGUGGUGGAGUCACAGAACAGCCAUGAUGGAAGUGAAGAAGAGGUGGACACAGCAGAACCCAUGUAUGGGUGUGAAAUAUGCGGAGCAUCUUACACCAUGGAGUCCCUCCUCACUAACCACCAAUUAAGAGAUCACAAUAUCCGUCCUGGUGAGAGUGCAAUGAUCAAAAGAAAAGCCGAAAUGAUCAAGGGCAAUCACAAGUGCAAUGUCUGUUCCCGUACCUUCUUCUCUGAGGCUGGGCUAAGGGAACAUAUGCAGACUCACCUUGGGCCUGUAAAGCACUACAUGUGUCCAAUUUGUGGGGAGCGAUUCCCUUCCUUGCUCACCCUUACAGAGCACAAGGUAACCCAUAGCAAGAGUCUGGACACAGGCAGCUGCCGCAUUUGUAAGAUGCCGCUGCAGAGCGAGGAAGACUUUCUCGAGCACUGCCAGAUGCACCCUGACCUAAGGAACUCUCUGACAGGUUUCCGCUGUGUGGUUUGCAUGCAGACUGUGACCUCAACGUUGGAGCUCAAGAUCCACGGUACCUUUCACAUGCAGAAGACAGGUACUAUGUCCUCCAACCAGCCUAUGAGUCGCAACAAUGUCAUCUCUCAAAGCCAACAACAGCCACACCACAUUCAAAAGUUUUUUAAGUGUGCCUCAUGCCUGAAAGAUUUCCGGUCCAAACUAGACUUAGUGAAGCUGGACAUCAAUGGGCUGCCUUACGGACUUUGUGCAUCUUGUGUGACGGCGGCUGGCUCCAAAAGCUCCAGUCCAACAGUUAACGGAGGAAGGCAACAGCAGCAGCAGGGCGGGGCCACGACUCCUGCAACAACUGCUGCAUGGGUGCAAGCAGAGAGCUUGAGUCCUGGAGAUGGAAAAGGCAAGGGUGUUUCUUCAUCAUCCUCUUCCUCUUCUACAUCUUCAUUGUCUGCUAUCAAGACACGAUGCUCCAGCUGCAAUGUGAAGUUUGAGACAGAGACCGAGUUGCAAAACCACGUCCAGACGGUGCAUCGAGAACAAGCAGGGGAUAGCAACAGUGGGCAGCUGAAGACCCCCCAAGUGUCACCAAUGCCGAGAGCCAGCCCCUCUCAAACUGAGGAGAAGAAGACAUACCAGUGCAUCAAAUGUCAGAUGGUGUUCUACAGCGAAUGGGACAUCCAAGUUCAUGUGGCCAACCACAUGCUGGGCUUACAAGUGCCCGGAUCACAUCACCAAAUAGGUGGAAUUAUUUUAAUAUUUUGACCAUCAAAUGCAUCCCAAGUGUUGUGCUUUCAU
Poecilia reticulata (guppy) is the source of this 3683-nucleotide messenger RNA. NCBI's taxonomy places the organism in Eukaryota, Metazoa, Chordata, Actinopteri, Cyprinodontiformes, Poeciliidae. The record is from RefSeq and is a predicted model, not a curated record.